ACUAAUUUGUUCCCUUAGAAAAGACGGGCAGUGGUCUAUCUGGGUAUAGUUACACAAAUAUUUGAUGUAACGAUAGCACAGUGCCUUUGAGGGCACGAAAGUGGUUACAGAUUAACAGGAUUUAUCGCGUUUUCCUAUGAUAAAGUUAGUCCAUGGUCGCCACUGGUAGGACACUGCCGGUACCAUAAUGGCUCCAGUAGUGAAGCUGGCGGCGAUCUCCGCAGCAAUGGGAAUGGCCUCGUUUCAAAUUUAUGCCAUGAGUGAGGACAAAAUAGAAACCGUGCAGCUCUCCCCUAGAGAGUUGUCCAUCUAUGCUCUAGACCCUACAGUAACACACUACAUGGAUGAGCAGCCUGGAGAUCUGCAGAGUGGGCUGGGUGUGGUCCGAGUGGGGCUGGGGCCAUAUGUUAGAGCCGUUAAGAAUGCUUAUACCUCUGUCAAGGUUGGAGCUGUAACAGUCUAUACUGCUGGACACGAUACAUAUGAGUUCCUGAGAGAUCCUCCUCCUGGUUUCUUCCCGAGGGUAGAGUGUGAUCACAGUCUAGGUUAGCUAGUCUGAUCCUGGCAAGGAGAGGGCCACGUCUGAUGAUGUUGGGGGUUCCUCUGGGUAUGGUCACUGUUGGGAUGGCCGUGUGCUACCCCACUCAGACAGUGACUGUUGUAAAGAUGACUGGGCAGAAGAUGUAUGCAGCCAACCUACACCACCUCAUAUGUGGCAUCAACCUUUAAAUCAAAGCCCAAAGAAGUAACUCCCCCAACUAAGCAGCAAGCCCCACCAACCUCUAUCCCUGAGACAGAAAUACCUGAGGCAAAGCCCCUCCCUGAAGCUGGAUCAUCUGAACCAGUCAUGCCUGCUGUUGACGAGGCUCCUCCCUCUGAACCUGGGUCUGCUCCAGUCCCCAUAGAGGAGGGUGUUCCAUCCAAGGCUGAACCUGCCCCUCAGCCCACCACAGAGGUGGCCCCUGCAGAGGGUUAUAUUGACACUGAGCCUGCUGCAGCUGAGGCAGUGGUGUUGCAAGAGUCUGUUGAGACGGCCCUUGUGCCUUCUGCUGAAGAGAUUCCUCCACUUGCCCCUGUUGAGGAGGUUGCUGCCCCACCUACAGCUGAAGAGACGGCAUCUACACCUGUUGAGGAGGUUGCUGCCCCACCUACAGCUGAAGAGACGGCAUCUACACCUGUUGAGGAGGUUGCUGCCCCACCUACAGCUGAAGAGACGGCAUCUACACCUGUUGAGGAGGUUGCUGCCCCACCUACAGCUGAAGAGACGGCAUCUACACCUGUUGAGGAGGUUGCUGCCCCACCUACAGCUGAAGAGACGGCAUCUACACCUGUUGAGGAGGUUGCUGCCCCACCUACAGCUGAAGAGACGGCAUCUACACCUGUUGAGGAGGUUGCUGCCCCACCUACAGCUGAAGAGACGGCAUCUACACCUGUUGAGGAGGUUGCUGCCCCACCUACAGCUGAAGAGACGGCAUCUACACCUGUUGAGGAGGUUGCUGCCCCACCUACAGCUGAAGAGACAGCAUCUACACCUGUUGAGGAGGCUGCUCCUCCAGCUCCAGCAGAGGAGCCAUCUGGGAUUGUAAUAGUAACUGCUGGGAAACCCAAAUUUGCACCCGACCCCAAGCUAGUUGACCUGGGCCAGGUCAGCCCUGAGGAUGAAGACCUGUACAACAUACGUGGAUGAAGAACGACAGGAGGAAAAGGAGAAGGUGGAGAGGAGCUUGCAGUUUACAAAGACACCCACAGAGAGCAGGGUGCAGGCCAUCAUCUGCAUCCACCACAACACAAGGUUUACUUACCAGAGCUUACACGGAGUGUACAAAACAUUUAAGAACACCCUUUGCCUUCAGAACAGCCUCAAUUUGUGGAGUCCACAAAUUAUGUUACUAACCAAACUGGACCAUUACACUAAAUAUAUAUAUAUAUAUAUAUAUUUUACUUGGGACUACUUGGGUCAUGGCUAUGCUGUCACUUUCUUUGUCAGCCACAUUCACGUGGUGAAUGCCUGUUAUUAGUCCGGUCAGUCUAUGCAAAUAUUUUCCAUGUGGCAUUUCGUAAACGAGUGAGCCGUUUUAACACACAUCCAUGUUUUUAUAGCAUUUGUAAGACUUUAUAUAACUACUGAGUUGAACCUUUUUGUAAAACCCCAAUGUUUAUGGAUUUGUGCAGCUCUUGCACAAGUUAGACACUCACAAAUAAGCCCACAUAGAGGAACCUGGAAGUUAUGUUACAUUAUGAACUGGCCAGUUUGAUAUGCGUGUUUGGAUCAUUGGAAUAAUGUCCUUGUACUUGAUGUCAGUUAGUAUUUUCAAAAGGAAAUGUUUCAAACAUAUUUGUUUGUAUUUUAAUAGAACUGUCAACAUAUUUAAACUUUUUAAAAUAUAUAUAUUAGGCUAUUUUACAGUACAGUCAAGAGGACAUAUUUUACAUGUUUUAUCACUCCCUCUUUUCUUUUUUUAUAAAUGAAAAUCACUUCACGAAUCGACUGCCUUCAAUUUGAAAUCACCCCAGCCCUGAUCUUCACAAUGAUAAUCAUGUUUCAGAUGUGUGUUCUUUGGUGCAAUAGAAUUGCCAAAUAGGGAAUAAAGGCAUUUUCCUUCA
Oncorhynchus keta (chum salmon) is the source of this 2604-nucleotide messenger RNA. Its product is annotated as fibrous sheath CABYR-binding protein-like. The record is from RefSeq and is a predicted model, not a curated record. The transcript is spliced from 10 exons. The coding region runs from base 686 to 1687 and encodes 333 amino acids. NCBI's taxonomy places the organism in Eukaryota, Metazoa, Chordata, Actinopteri, Salmoniformes, Salmonidae.